Molecule: messenger RNA, 1941 nt
Organism: Amphiprion ocellaris (clown anemonefish)
Lineage: Eukaryota; Metazoa; Chordata; Actinopteri; Pomacentridae
Gene: dmbx2
Exons: 4
Coding region: 662-1498 (278 amino acids)
Biological process (GO): regulation of transcription by RNA polymerase II
Molecular function (GO): RNA polymerase II transcription regulatory region sequence-specific DNA binding; DNA-binding transcription factor activity, RNA polymerase II-specific
Source: RefSeq, a predicted model, not a curated record
CCUGCUCCUGAGAAGACUUCUAAUUUAGCUCAGCUGGAUGUUAAGAAAUAGUUCUGGCUGGUUCAGAUUAACUUCACAUGGUGACAGUUCAUAGGCAAAAUAUGGUGCCUGUUAGCAAAACAAACCCUUAGAGAAAACCCCCUCCGAGGGGAGACUGUCAGAACCAGCGGUAUGAGAGAAAGAGGGCUGAGAAGGAGAGGACAAUCAAAGGCUGUUAUUUUAAUCUGUCCUGCCUGGGAGAUUAGCCGACCGCAUUGUUUUAAUUGUUUUAACGGGAGGGAAUGAAACGCUCGCUUAUAGGGGGAUCCUUGGCAUAAAUCUCUCAAGUUCAAUAGUUUCAAAAACUUGAGCUCCUUGCAACCCCCCUCUCUCCCCUCAUCCCACCUAAUCCCGGCUAAUACCUUUCUUUCUAUUGGCUAAUGGCUGAGGGGAGCCUGGGUAAAUGCUUCUUAAAUAGUCGUGGGUGAGAAUGGUUUCGGAGAAUUAGAUCUGUGCUACGACAAAGAGCGCUGCUCUGGAGGGAUAUAAGGCCCAAAUUGGACUAAGAAAUAUACCAGGACUACAAGCCACCGGGUCCACCUCUGUGCGUAAAAGCGCACCUGGAUCUCACGCUGCUGCUGCUGCUGCUGCUUCUCGUCAGGAUUUGGAUCUCAGAUUCAACAUGAACUCCUUGAAUUUCUGCGGGACCUCCGGCGGCGUUGGCGGUGGUGGUGGUGGUGUGUAUCCCCUCCACGGUGUGAACUCCGUGCUGUUCGACCUGCGCCACCAGAUGGCAGAACAGUACCACAGUUACCCUGCAGCAGCCCCAACAGCGCACACUCUGUCUGUGGCAGAGAGGCUGGCAGAGCUCAUCUUGGAGGCUCGCUACGGCAACCAGCAGAAGCAGCGCCGCAGCCGGACUGCGUUCACGGUGUCGCAGCUGCAGGCUCUGGAGAAAGCCUUCCAGCAGACACAGUACCCAGAUGUGGGCAUGAGGGAGAGGCUGGCCAUGUGCAUCAACCUGCCAGAGGCUCGGAUUCAGGUGUGGUUCAAGAACAGGAGGGCCAAGUUCCGUAAAGGCCAGAGAUGCUCUCCUCUCUCCAGAGACCACAGUCUGGAAGAAGCUCCACAUCCCAAGAAGACGGGACAGGAGGAAGUGAGGACUGAAGACAAACAGGAAAUCACCACAUCAUGCACUGACAGCAGCAUCCCUCAUCUUCCUCCUCUUCCUCCUCCUCAUAUGACUAAAGGCAGGGAUUCGAACUUUGACGCCUCUCGGUGCUCUGUCCGACUUCACUCUCCUCCACUCUUCCCCUUCGUGGCGGGGGAGUGUUUCUCAGCCCACCAGCCAGUCAUAGGAGUUCUGUCCACGGAGCUCACCCUGCCUCCAGUGUUCUGGCCCAUCAUACAGCAGCACAGCUUGGGGGUUCCUCCAUCAUCUGUCACCAAAAACUGUAGCCUCUCCAUUCAGACUGCUUGCUCCAGUAAAGCAGUGCAUCACCCUCACCUGGGGCUGUAACUGGAUGUACAAACCUGGUACAUAUAUCUCUGCUCCUCCCCAUCUGAAGCUGAACUGUGUGGGAGAAGAACCUGACAACAGACAGAAUAUACAUUUUUACUCUGUGGGAUCUGUCUAAAGGAAUGUAAAACUUGACAGUCAUGUACUUCCAGUUAUUUAAAGUUAAUUUAGAUCUGCCUUAAUGAACAUCUACAUCUCUGUUUUUUCUUUGCCAGUUGUUUGAGUUGCUUGAAGGAAGCUGGUAAACCAUCACAGCUUGGUUCCAGACAAAAGGAAGGCUAACUAUCACACUGAAACAUAUUGUCUUCUGCAGCAUUGUAUAGCCGGCUGCACUGCCACAAAGUAGUAAUAGUAGACUAUAACAAAAAUGCAUUUGAGAAAAGUUUCUUUUUGUAACUGAGCACUGCAACAUAGAAAUGUGAAAUAAAACUAUUUGCACCUCU